Messenger RNA from Photinus pyralis (common eastern firefly), 561 nucleotides. RefSeq names its product protein quiver-like. The transcript is spliced from 4 exons. The record is from RefSeq and is a predicted model, not a curated record. Gene Ontology annotation, biological process: regulation of synaptic transmission, cholinergic; sleep; positive regulation of voltage-gated potassium channel activity. NCBI's taxonomy places the organism in Eukaryota, Metazoa, Arthropoda, Insecta, Coleoptera, Lampyridae. The coding region runs from base 105 to 515 and encodes 136 amino acids.
GAUAUAUUUAACUUUUCUAUACAUAUACCAAGCAUUUCUUCAUAUUCACAAGUCACAAUUGAUUAAUUAAUAAGAGUGAUAUCUGUUAAUUAGUGUUGUACAAUAUGAAAUUUGGAAUUCUCAUAAUUACUAUGUGUUUAUCGGUUCUAGAACUUGACGCAAGGUGUUGUAUACCGAAGCCUAUAAACUGCUACAACUGUGACAGUGAGUAUGACGUUCGCUGCAGGGAUCCUUUCAACUGGUCGUCGCCCGAAAUUCACCCUCCCUAUAUUUCCUGCAAUGGAUGCUGUAUUAAAUGGGUUUUAAAUUCAAAAACACCAAAGGAGAUAGUGCGAAGGUCUUGUAUAACACAGUACCAGGUAAAUUUAUUCAUGGUAGACAGAGGUUGUAUGCAAGAGAGAAGCAAAACAGGUCAUUUAUGUUUCUGCGAAGAAGACUUAUGUAAUAGGUGUAGUACAAAAGUUCCUAAUAUAGUCUUGCUUGUUUUUAUUACACUAUUUUAUAUCAUUAAAUAAAAGGAAAAGGUCGUCGUGUUUCAUUCCUCCGACAUCCCUGACUAUA